AUGGCGCAAUCCGCCGCCCUCCACGCCGGCCAGCAGCUCAUCUCAGGUGGCUGCUGGCGCCUGCUGCCCCAGCUCCGCGACCGGCAAGCGCGGCCCCGGCCCCAGCUCCAGCGGGUACGGCCCCUGCGCGCGCAUGACGCCAAGGAGGAAGGUGCGCAGGGGGCGGCACGGCUGCGGAGGAAGAGGAAAGGGUCGCGAGUGGGGGCUAGGGAGGAGGAGGAAGGGGCAUCACCGACCGGCGGAGAGCGGCCGCCGUUUCUGCAGCGAUGGAGAGAACGAGAUGAGAUGAGAAGGAACGAAGAAGACGGCACUUUUGUGGCUCUCGGCGGAGAUGAGAGAGAGAAAGAGAUAAGAUGA
Miscanthus lutarioriparius is the source of this 357-nucleotide messenger RNA. Lineage: Eukaryota; Viridiplantae; Streptophyta; Magnoliopsida; Poales; Poaceae. The record is from the annotation of a GenBank genome assembly.